Molecule: messenger RNA, 2344 nt
Organism: Mercenaria mercenaria
Lineage: Eukaryota; Metazoa; Mollusca; Bivalvia; Venerida; Veneridae
Product: medium-chain acyl-CoA ligase ACSF2, mitochondrial-like
Exons: 2
Coding region: 487-2190 (567 amino acids)
Source: RefSeq, a predicted model, not a curated record
GUAAUUAUGGGUUUAUUUCGCUCUGUCUGUAGAAAUAAGGAGGUCAGAUUUGUGUAGUAAUUUUAGUUUAUUCCUUAUCUCACAUCGCCUUCACGUGGGAGGCGUUAUCUAAUUUACCGAAAAGAAUAUGAUAAAUGCUCGGGAUUUUUUUUCAAUUAACCAUAUACUACAAUCCACGGACAGAAAGUGGAAUUACUUUGCUGAAUAAAAAAACUGUUCUGUGAAUGGCACGGUGCGCUCUUAAUCUAUGGAAUUGAAAGAUUUAACAUUAUAUUAUUAAAAGCUUAGUGUCUGGACGUGUUAUUACAACUCAGCUGUGUUAUUACAACUCAGCUGUGUCAGUACGUGAGGACAAAGUAAGGAAUGUGAAAAUCUACUCUACAUCGGAUUUGAAAACGGUACAGUUCUGAAUUUUUAACACUAAGAGAUUAAAAUUUUGUCUAAAGGAGUCGUAAAUGAUUAAAUCGGAUAUACUUAAUAUAUAAAAUGAGUACAAAGGAAGGUAAUCUCAAAGAAAGUUACAUAAAGUUAGAGAGGACACACGCGGAAACUGACUUAAAAACUAUAAUAGACUGUCUUGAAUACCAUGCAUCCACAAUACCAGACAAAGAGGCGGUUGUUUUUGUUGCUUCCAACUAUUCUCGUGAGGCAGUCACGUGGUCGAGAUUGUUCGCAAAAGCUCGCGAAACGGCUAAAGCCUUGAUCAGUCUUGGCGUAAAGAAAGGUGAGGUAAUAGCCGUAAAUGUACGGAACUGUCCGGAAUGGUUAUAUAUUGUUAUUGGAGCGAUGAUGACCGGUGCUAUAGCAGUAAGUAUCUCGUUUACUUACACUGAUGGUAGCGAUCUCAUUGCUAUAAUGGAGAAACUUCGUAAUUGUUGUCUGUUAGUACUAGACCCCGGUGUAGCUGGCGCUAAUUGGAAUAUUGUUAAGAAAUUUAUAAAGACACAAAAUGGAAAAGGCCGUGUCCGUAGCGACAAAAUGCCAUAUCUUCGUUAUUUGAUUACGCAUAAAGACGAAGACUAUGCUGAAAUGCAGAAUAACUUACAUCUAGUGGACUUUCUUGAACAAUUGAAUGACGACAUACAGCUUCCAAAAGUUGAAGAAGACGACAUAGCUUUUUUGUUUCAAACAUCCGGCAGUACAGGGGUACCGAAACUAGUAGCUCAUACACAUCGUGCCAUUCGUGUUUGCCAGCAGGUGGCGACAGAAGCGGUUGCAGCUGAUAAAUCAAUAGCUUAUAACGAUCGACCCUUUGCUUGGAUUGGCGGGUUUCCCUUGACCCUUAUAUCAGGCAUUAAACGUGUCACAGUGUCAGGAUUUUGUUCUCCGCCUGAAGACCGUGCAGCAUUCGUGAUAGAAGUUGCAAAGCGUGAGAAGUGCAGUUCAGUCUCUGUCCUUCCUCAGAUGGUGCACGAGUUUAUACGCCGGCAGGAUGAACUCCCUUUUGAUUGGCAAAUUUCGGCUCUUGCUACUGGAGGUCAGCCGCUGAGCAGGAGCAUUGCAAAAUGUCUCGGAAAAAUAACUCCUGCUAUUGUUUCAGCUUACGGAGCUACCGAAUUUCAAAUUGCAGCCAUAGCGUUUGCAAUAAAAGAAGAGCAAUUUGAAGAAAACUGCUGUGGAAACCUGUUUCAAGGCCCGGAAAUUGAAAUGAAGGUUGUCGAUAAUGACGAAAAAGUUGUUCCGAUUAAUACAUAUGGGGAGGUUUAUUUUCGUGGUGAUUCUGUUUUCAAAGAAUAUUUCCACGAUGAAGAGAAAACAGCUGCGGUGAAAACGCCAGAAGGUUGGUUCAAAACGAAUGAUAUUGGUAAGCUAAACGAGAAAGGCGUCCUCUAUAUACAAGGUAGAAAAUCUAGUACAAUUAUCUCUGGUGGUAUGAACGUGAGUCCAGAUAUUCUAGAACGCAUACUUGAGUCAUAUCCAGGUCUUGAAGCAGCAGUCAUUGUCCCUGUCCCAGACGACGUAUAUUAUCAAGUUCUUUGCGCAUGCGUGCGAUUGCAACCAGGAAGUGAUGUAACUGAGCAGCAACUACGCAAGUUUCUUGAAGAAUAUUAUAACGACAAGCCAGGCUUGUUUACAGUAAUACCAAAAUUUUAUUUGUUUCAAAGCCAGUUUCCAGAAGUUUUUACAGGCAAAGUCUCCCGAAAAGAUUUGACUGAUUUAGCUUCAAGGACAUUUGGAAAAGAACAUUAAUUAGAAUGACAGAUAGGGGUAAAAUAGUAGACAACUACAUCAGUAGGACAAUCCUCGAUUUAAUAAACAGAAUAAAAAUCUACGCAUGUCGGAAGUAAAUGGACAUUUUAUUCAAUACGGGCACCUUUUCUGAAUACAUAUAUACAGUUUAGAA